AAUACUUUAAAUAGAAUAAAAGUUAAUAAUUGAGGAAGAAAAACCGAAAGGCGAAGUAGUAGUGUUUUUCGUGGAGGACACUGUGGAAAGAUAGAGAGUCGGAUACCAAAGCUUCAACAGCGACGUCUACAAAUAUCGUCCUCACUUUUCGUGAUAAACAAAAGAAAUAAAUUAUUGAAAAAGUGCAGAAAAAGGGAUAUUUCCAUUUCAACUCGCGCAUCUACUUGUGCGCCUUUGGUUCUCAAACGCUACUCUUAUCUUCUUAUCAGUUCAUCAUCCCUCCUCCUUCCUCCGCCGCGAAAACUACCUCGUAUGUUGCGUGCGAUUCCUGAUUGCUUCAGCAAACCUCUUUUUUCCUGAUUUUCUCUUUCCGCUACUCCAACAACUGCUGCUGAGUAGAGAGUUAUAGCGGUAAACUCUCAUGGGUCGGUUAUGCGAUUUCUGCGGGGAGCAAAGAUCCAUAAUCCAUUGUAGGUCUGAUGCUGCUUGCUUAUGCUUAUCCUGUGAUCGGAAUGUUCAUUCUGCAAAUGCUCUUUCGAAGCGCCAUUUGAGGACCCUUUUAUGUGAAAGAUGCCAUUCUCAGCCUGCGAUAACGAGGUGCAUCCAAGAGAACACCUCACUUUGUCAAGACUGCAAUUGGUCUGGACAUUCUGCUGCACCAGCUUCAGAUGUCGAGCAUAAGAGACAGAUGAUAAAUUUGUAUUCUGGCUGCCCUUCUGCAGCCGACUUUUCAAGGAUCUGGUCCUUCUUUUCUGUUGAUAAGUCAAUUAGCAAUCCUGAACCAGAUCCUAUGAGUCUUGAAGAAGGAGAAGAAAGUCCCUCUCGAUGUGAAUUGUCGCAUGCGGAUUGCUGUACAGAAGAUACUGGUAUGGAGAUAAUAGCUCCCGAGGCUGAGCAAAUUCAUGGAGGAGGACAUGUAGAUUCUCUGAACCAGAAGGCUUGUUCGCCGAAAAAAGAUCCUGGACCCACUCACGAAACUCCCUCCCAGAACUUUUAUAUCUCAGACACUGAGUUGAGUUUAGACGACUAUGAAGCACUUUUUGAUGAAUCUCGUGAUGAAACACAACAAUUUUUUGACAAUGGUGGAGCUGAUAGCUUUUUUGGAAUGGAAGAUUAUAACACUGAAUGCAACGUUAAGGGUGUGACGACAAAGGCCUCAAGUUCAAAGGUUGAAACAUUGAAGCAGGAUUGCAGCAAUCAAUUAUCAGCUGAGUCCAUGACAAGCUGUAAAUCUGAUUCAAAUGAUUGUGUAACAAGACCAGCACAAUCUACCCACUCAAUCUCCUUCUCAGGCCGGACAACCGAGUGCAACAUCGGAGAUCUCCCGGAGAGUGGAGGGUUUUCAUCAGUAAUGAUGGAGGAACAUCAAUAUGAUAUUCAGUUUUCAUCAGCUAUCAGGGACGAUGCAGUGUUACGGUAUAAAGAGAAAAGGAAGUCUCGCAAGUUCGAUAAAAAAAUAAGGUAUGCUUCGCGCAAGGAAAGAGCUGAUGUGAGGAAGCGUGUGAAGGGCCGUUUUGUAAAAGCUGGAGAUCCGUAUGAUUAUGACCCUUUGGACCUGAUAGGAGGCCAGUGAAUGCUUCAUUUGGGGAGAUGAAUUUUGAAGCCUGAAAUAUAACUAAGAAAGAUGUAUUUGAAGGCCUGAAAUGUGUAGAGAGGAGACUGAAGUGAUGGAGAUGUUAUUUGCUAGGGGAGCUGCCUCAAACAACAGGUUCCUAUCGCCUGUAUUCUUUAGAGAUAGAGCGAGAGACACCUUGUACUUUCUUGCUCAUAAAAGAGGCAAAUUGUACAUUCUUUUGUCAGAAAAAAAGGAAGCUCCUUGGUGGUGCUUAGCUUAGCUUCCCCACUUCUAUAGAUUUUGAAGUAUGUAGUUUUUUUGUUGUUGUUCUUACACUGUAGUCUGAAACCAAACUCCUUGAUUAUAUGUAAAUUAGAAUCAUCAUGGUAUGUAGUUUGUUGGGUUCUUGGGA
This is a messenger RNA of Salvia miltiorrhiza (redroot sage), 1967 nucleotides long. Its product is annotated as zinc finger protein CONSTANS-LIKE 10-like. The record is from RefSeq and is a predicted model, not a curated record. The transcript is spliced from 5 exons. Gene Ontology annotation, molecular function: protein binding; zinc ion binding. NCBI's taxonomy places the organism in Eukaryota, Viridiplantae, Streptophyta, Magnoliopsida, Lamiales, Lamiaceae. Bases 422 to 1573 code for a protein of 383 amino acids.